GGCGGCGGGAGACCCGGGAGCCAUGGGGUGCAGGCGAGACGCCAUCCUGGAGGCGCUGGAGAACCUGACCGCCGACGAGCUCAAGAAGUUCAAGCUGAAGCUACAGUCAGUACAGCUGCGCGAUGGCUACAGGCCCAUCCCUCGGGGGAAGCUGGAGACCAUGGACGCCGUGGACCUCACCGACAAGCUCGUCAGCUUCUAUCUGGAAGGGUAUGGAGCCGAGAUUACGGUGACGGUGCUUCGGGACAUGGGCUUGCAAGAGAUGGCUGACCGGCUCCAUGAGGGGACACUCAAGGGCCCUGGAGUUGCACCAGCUGGGAGCAAGGCCCCUUCUCAGAUAACAGCCAAACCAGCACUGCACUUUGUGGACCAGCACCGAGCAGCACUCAUCACACGUGUAACAGAUGUUGAUGGGGUGCUGGAUGCGCUGCAUGGGAAGAUCCUGAAUGACGAGCAGUACCAGGCAGUGCGGGCAGAGGCCACCAAUCCACUGAGGAUGAGGAAGCUCUUCAGCUUUGCUCCAUCCUGGAACCUGACCUGCAAAGACUUGCUCCUCCAGGCCCUAAGGGAGACCCAGCCCUACCUGGUGGCUGACCUGGAGUAGAGCUGAGGCAUCUUCCUACCCAAAUGGUCCUACACUCAACCCUUAGCAACUCCAGCCAAAACAUCCUGGAAUCUUUUUUUAUAUAU
Otolemur garnettii (small-eared galago) is the source of this 690-nucleotide messenger RNA. Its product is annotated as apoptosis-associated speck-like protein containing a CARD. Gene Ontology annotation, biological process: innate immune response; inflammatory response; regulation of apoptotic process. NCBI's taxonomy places the organism in Eukaryota, Metazoa, Chordata, Mammalia, Primates, Galagidae. The coding region runs from base 23 to 604 and encodes 193 amino acids. The record is from RefSeq and is a predicted model, not a curated record. The transcript has 3 exons.